AUGUUCGAUGGAAACAUAUUUGACGUAGCUGUACCGACGCAACAACGUCAGCCAAAGAAAUUGUCAUUCGAAGAAAUGGGAAAUGAGUUGCUCAAUGCAAUGCAGGGUACACUUAUUUGUCUUGAUAAUCAUCAUAUCAUCGUUGAUGUAUCAAAAACAGUGAAGCAAUAUUUUGGUUUCGAAAAGACUGAAAUCAUCGGCCUAUCAAUCUUAUUACUUGUCGAAGACACUGAAAGAGACCCCUUUUUCAAAUUUCUCAAUAGUAUAGCUCAACCUAAUGAUGUACAUUGCGUUCGUAUGAUGAAUAGUAUAUCUGAAUACCGACAAGUGAAAAUCCAACGGAAGAGAAAAGUCAGACAAGACGCAAUCGAUGUUCACUCAACAACACCAAGAUACAGUAGUUCCAUUGAAACCAUUCUCGUGGUUACUUUAGAAGAUUCCUCCUAUAUUGACAUCACUCUCUAUGAUAUUCAUAAAUCGGAAUUCUACACCAAAAUGAACUUAGUCGGUGAGAUCAUUUUGGAAGAUCAUCGCGGUGCUUUGAUAACUGGCUACCUCCCACAUGAACUGUACUCUCAAUCAAUCUUCAAUUUUGUUUAUCACGAAGAUCGGCUAGUUAAAUUACAUGCGCUAUGGAAAUGUGUAACAACUGGCUCUAGUAAGUUACAAUGGCGCUUAAAUGCACGUGAUGGUUCAUUAGUUUUCCUUCAAACUGAGUAUAAACUGAUAUCCGACGAGAAAAAUCAUGAUAUCAUUACCGCGCGAAAUGAAGUUCUAAGUCCGGUACAAGUUUCUCAAUUUGAUGAAUUGCAAACCGCAUGGAAACAUCAGUGUGCAGCUGAUAUCAAAGGAAAUAGUUCAUCUUUCAAAAUAAUUUCAUCAUCUGAUAGAGAUGCAACACCGAUAUCAAAUGGGGAAUGUCGUAUUUGUGUUCCUUCGCUGAAUAUGUGUUUUAUAACAAGUAAACUACAGCCAUUGAAUUUACAAGGAAACAUUUUCGAUGCUUCGAAAACCACACGUCCGUUGACUAUACAAGACUAUAUACACAUACUGAUCGAUAAUGACAAACAAACGGAUGGUGAAAUAGCAAAUAUGGUUAAUAGUAUUCAAUUGUUAACUGCACGCUAUCGACGUUUAAACGAUAUGGAAAGAAAGCCAAACGACUCUUCAGAUGUAUCAACUGAUGAGAAAUUUCAAUCGGAUUCUUUAUCAUCUUUUACUGAACCAUUUUCUCGACGGAAAAAUGAUUCCGAUUCUAUCGUACGCGGAAUACUGAAUAAUUCCGCGAAAUACAAUCAUGAAAAUCAAUCCGGCGAUUCAGCAACAACGGCGAUUAAUCGGCUUCUCCAUACCAACGGGAGUAAUCUGCCCAAUGGUAGUACAAGAUCAUCAACAGCAGCGACGACAGGUCAUGUUCACCCAAACCAAUCGAAGCCACAUUCAGCAUCACAUAAUUCGGAAAGUCUUUAUCAACAGCAUGUCGAUUUCUUGAGAAAAUAUAAAGCAGCGAAAGUCAAAUUAGAAUCUCAAUUAGAACUUCAUCGCAGUCAAGACGGAAUGAAAUCUAACCAAACAAGUGAUGUGGCGAAACGAAAUGCAACAUUGAGCAAAUUGUCUCAAUUAGAAAUUAUCAAAACUAAACAUCUAGCACGUCUACACGAUGGUCAACGACAUGUAACCACAACUGCGGUUCCUGUAAAUAACAACGAGCAAAAAGAUUUCUUGAACAGCCUCUUUUCUUCAUCGCCUAACUCCAAUGGACUACUGUCAACAGACAAUACAUCCUUACCAUCACCGUUGUUUCCUUCAACUAACGAGCAAUCACCAUCCUACUCUUCAAAUUUUCAAUAUCAGCGAAGCUCCUCUCAACAAUUUGAUUCGAGACAAUCGCCGGCAUACAUAGAUGUUAAAACUCCGUUCUUCGAUGAAUUGUCCAUACCACCACCACCUCCACCACCACCUCCAUCAUCAUCUUCUUACAUACCAGUGAAUAACACAUCAACAUACGUGAAUCUUACAUCGAACGAUCCAAUAAAUUCUUCAUUCUUCUCUAAUCAACCGCAACAUCCAGCCUAUCGUUACUGA
Messenger RNA from Adineta ricciae, 2085 nucleotides. The record is from the annotation of a GenBank genome assembly. NCBI's taxonomy places the organism in Eukaryota, Metazoa, Rotifera, Eurotatoria, Adinetida, Adinetidae.